UAUUUUAUCUCUAUGUCACCUAAGAAAAAAGUUUCUCCAAAGAAAAGGUCUGCUCCACGUCCCAUUCAUUAUGCAAAGCGUACAAAGCCAGAGGAUGACAAAAAUGGAUUUGUGAAUAAAUUGGCAGCACUUGGAGGAGCUUUAAAUGGUGGGAAUGAUAAUGCAGGGCCAAGCAGCGAUGGGACAGUUAACCGAGAAUCAAAUGCUGUCGUGAUGCGUUUGUUUGGUGUAACAGAUAAGGGAAACUCAGUAGCUGUUUGUGUUUUUGGAUAUCGACCUUAUUUCUUUGCAUCCGUUCCACCUUCAUUUGGUGCACAACAUAUACAGAAAACAAUUGAGCUUUUAAAUUCGCAUAUCAAGGUUCUGAUUAAAACUUGUUAAAAUUCAAUAAAAUUAAGGGGGGUUUGGGGACGGUGACUGGAAUUGAAAUUGUACAAGGAUCGAGCCUAUAUUAUUACAGCAACACAAAUACUAAAAGAAAUUUUUUAAAAAUAUUUAUCAGUUCUCAUCGACUUUUUACUGCAUGCCGAGGUGCCUUAUAUCUUAUUGACAAAAUGCUUGCCUCAGAAUCAGUUGAUUUAAAAAGAACAGAAAGUUGUCAUGCAUUUGAAUCUAAUUUGGAUUAUGAA
Molecule: messenger RNA, 629 nt
Organism: Meloidogyne enterolobii
Lineage: Eukaryota; Metazoa; Nematoda; Chromadorea; Rhabditida; Meloidogynidae
Source: the annotation of a GenBank genome assembly